Messenger RNA from Helianthus annuus (common sunflower), 2790 nucleotides. Its product is annotated as S-linalool synthase. Gene Ontology annotation, biological process: diterpenoid biosynthetic process. Lineage: Eukaryota; Viridiplantae; Streptophyta; Magnoliopsida; Asterales; Asteraceae. The record is from RefSeq and is a predicted model, not a curated record. The coding region runs from base 90 to 2585 and encodes 831 amino acids. Gene Ontology annotation, molecular function: magnesium ion binding; terpene synthase activity. The transcript has 11 exons.
GCCAAUUCAAAUUCCAUAUUAAUACUCAACCAUAACAAAAGACACUUUAGCAUAUUUCCAACUAAAAUUCUUCCAUUUUGUCGCUACCAAUGGAAACUUCUCUAGACUCAAUCCAUCUUUUGGUUAAUAAAGUGAAGGAAGAGAUGUUUUCACGAGUAAAAUCUGAGCAUCUUCAAUCAUUUGUUUCACCAUCUGCAUAUGACACUGCGUGGGUAGCAAUGAUUCCUCACCCAGUGGAACAUAACACCCCAUUGUUUAAGGGCUGCCUUGAAUGGUUAGUCGAUAACCAACAUGAAGAAGGCUUCUGGGGAGAAUCCAUUGUUGAUCUUCCGACCAUUGAUGCUCUUCCUACUACUAUUGCUUGCAUGGCUGUGCUCCAAAAGUGGGGACUCGGUGCAAAAAACAUAGAAAAAGGGUUGAAUUUUAUACAAGCAAAUAUGGUGGAGAUGCUUCAUGGCCAUGGUCCUCGUCUUCCUCGCUGGUUCUCUAUUGUUUUCCCCGCAGCUAUUGAGCUUGCGGAAUCAACAGGUUUAGAACUUCAGUUCAGUGAUCAGACGAAGUCACUAAUUGCUGACAUAUCCGAUCGAAGGGAAAAAAUUAUUAGCAUGGAAAAGAUUGUUGAUAAAUGGCAGAACCUUCCAUUACUGGCUUACCUAGAGACACUUCAGUCAACAAAAUAUCAUGUUGAUCAAGAAACCAUCACAAUGCAUUUGAGUGAAGAUGGCUCACUUUUUCAAUCACCAGCAGCUACCGCACAGGCUUACAUGUCUACCGGAAACCAAAAGUGCCUUGAGUAUCUGAAUUCACUUGUUGAAAAAUGUCCAAAUGGAGUUCCACAAAAGUACCCGAUGGAUAAGGAACUUGUGGAACUCAGUAUGGUUGAUCAAGUGCAGAGGCUAGGCUUAUCCGAGUAUUUUUCGGAUGAGAUUGAUUACAUCCUUAGAAAAGUAUACAGGAGUUAUAAGGUCCAAGAAUAUUCACCGAAAGAUUACAGGACCAUGGCUGAAAAGUUAUACAAGGACUCCUUAGCUUUUCGACUUUUUCGUAUGCAUGGGUAUAAUAUAUGCCCAAGUACCUUUUGUUGGUUCUUACAAGAUGAUGAAAUCUUGCGUCACCUAGAGCACAACUAUGGACAAUUUACAAGCUUAUUGUAUAGUGUUUAUAAGGCGACAGAUGUUAUCUUCUUUGAAGAAACUGAAGUGCAUGAGGCAAGAUCAUUUUCCAGAAAAAUGCUUCAGAAAAUCUCGGCCACAAAAAACAUACAUUAUGACAAUAUUGUCAUAUUCCCCAAUUUAUUGCAAAUGAUUUGUGAAGAGCUGAGCACACCAUGGAUUGCCAGACUUGAGCAUCUUGAUCAAAGGAUGUGGAUUGAACAAAACAAAGAAGGACCAUUGUGGAUUGGGAAGGCCUCUUUUUAUAGAUUGUCAUGUGUUCAUAAUAUGGACCUCAUGCAACUUGCACUACAGAAUUACAAGUUCAAGCAGCUAAUUUACCAAAAUGAACUAGAAGAACUAAAAAGGUGGUCCAAGAAGUGGGGACUUACUGAAAUGGGAUUUGGUCGAGAGAAAACAUUGUAUUGCUACUUUGCUAUUUCAGCUAGUACUUCUUUACCUCAUGAUUCUCUUAUACGCAUGUUGGUGGCAAAAAGUGCGAUCUUGAUUACUGUUGCAGACGAUUUCUUCGAUAUGAGAGGCACUCUAGAAGAGUUGCACCUUUUGAUGGAUGCUAUUAAUAGAUGGGACGGAAAUGGUUUAAGUGGACCAAGCAAGGUGAUCUUCGAUGUGUUGGAUGAUCUUGUGAAAGAUGUUACAAAGACGUUGGUCCUUCGCGGAAAGAUCGACUUAACAGAAGAUUUUAGAGGCCUGUGGAGAGAGACAUUCAACUCAUGGUUAACAGAAACUACAUGGGGAAAGAGUGGCUACAUCCCUUCAGUGGAUGAAUACUUGCAAACUAGUAUGAUCUCCAUUGCUACACAUGUCUUGGUGCUGACUUCCUCAUGUUUCCUGAAUCCAAGCUUACCUGAAAACAAAGUCAAGCCACAAGUAUAUGAGAACAUAACACAAUCACUAAUGGCUACUACUCGACUACUAAACGACAUUCAAAGUUACCAGAAGGAAAAAGAAGAGGGAACAAUGAACCUUGUGUUGCUUCAUUUCAACCAAAACCCAAAUGCAAGCAUGGAUUGUUCAAUCUCUGAAGUGAAAAAGUUGCUAGAGGAAAAAAGGAAUGAGUUGCUCAAACAUGUUUUUACAGAUGAUGAUGAUGGUGAUUUUCUUAACCAAUGGAGGCACCUUCAUUUGUCGUGCUUCAAGGUGUUUCAGAUGUUAUUUAACUCUGGAAACCUAUAUGAUACAGACUUUGAACUACAGUCAGACAUUGAGAAAGCCAUUUAUGUUUCCCCAAAGCCUGAAUUUCCCAAAUAUAUACAGCCAAAUACAACUUUCUAUGCAGCUCCAAAAAAGAACAACAUGAUGAUCAGUGCUAAGUAUGUUCAAAUCCCUAAUCGACAUCUUUCUAAAAAGGCCAUGUGUAAUGUGGGCUCUACAGUGCUAAACUCAACUACCUUUGGCUUAUGCUUCAUAUAAAGAUCGGAAUGAUUAUCAAAUCGCAAAAAAAAUGCUUGACUUCUAGUGAACUAAGUAUAGCUACAUCCGUGCAAUCCUAACGUGUCCUUUUGAAUAUAUUUUAUUAGUUUAAGUGUGUAUGUAUGUAAUUCAAUAAAGGUUCUCUUUCAAAUAUGUUGUGUUAUAUACUUGUCCUAAUAAUAAUAUAUGGUACGUUCAACACAAA